This is a messenger RNA of Botrytis fragariae, 348 nucleotides long. RefSeq lists its product as uncharacterized. The record is from RefSeq and is a predicted model, not a curated record. The coding region runs from base 1 to 348 and encodes 115 amino acids. The transcript is spliced from 2 exons. Lineage: Eukaryota; Fungi; Ascomycota; Leotiomycetes; Helotiales; Sclerotiniaceae.
AUGUCCCAAUUCAACAUUGGACACUUCUCUUCAUUCUUUCAUCGUGCAUGGAAUCUCGUUUAUACAUGGGUAUUGAUAUGGUUGUUCAAAUGGUUCGGUUUGAAAGAAUUAUAUAUUGCCAGGCAGUUACUUUUCUCUUCUAACCGGAGAGAUAUGAUUAGUAUGUAUGCAAUACAGAGACUCUUCAUGAUACUGCAAUUUUUUCUUGGUGAAUACGUGGCAUUCGUAAUGGUAACGCAAAUGUUUUGCAUUGCAUUGAUGGGUAAAGCAGGUCAUUUGUACAAUGUCUCAUCGGGUGUACGACUCGGUAAUCUAGGUAUCUUAUAUCGAGGCUGGAUGUGGAAAUAA